Messenger RNA from Helianthus annuus (common sunflower), 8410 nucleotides. RefSeq lists its product as uncharacterized. The record is from RefSeq and is a predicted model, not a curated record. Lineage: Eukaryota; Viridiplantae; Streptophyta; Magnoliopsida; Asterales; Asteraceae. The transcript has 14 exons. Bases 93 to 8228 code for a protein of 2711 amino acids. Gene Ontology annotation, molecular function: ATP binding; helicase activity.
AGACUUUUAGCUGACUUGGUUUUUAUCAAAACGCUCCCCUUUUUUGGUACAAGAGUAUCCAGAUCACUUCACUUCACUUCCUUCAAGGGGUUAUGAUGCAAAGAUAUCCUUUUGGGAAGAAAAAAGAUGAAUUUGAGAAGAAGGUGUUUUCAUGGUCUGUUAAUGACAUUCUCAAUGCGGAUCUCUAUAGACACCAGGUGGAGAUUAUACCACUCACGUUUCGAUCUGAAGAACACUAUGCUGGUUCUUUUGUUUAUCCUUUGCUAGAGGAAACACGUGCUGAAUUGGCUUCUUCUAUGAAGAUAAUUUAUAGAGCUCCAUAUGCUGAAAUUUUUUCUCUAAAUGAGACUAAAGAUGAUGGAAAAAUGAUGUAUAAGGUUACUGUUGGUAACUGGAGGAACAGAUUUAAUGAACGUGGCAACGAGCCUUACCGAACAUUACCCAGUGAUCUGCUUAUUUUAGCAGAUGGAAAACCAGAAUCCGCUUCUGAUUUACAGCGUGUGGGAAGAACAUGCGUUUUUUCGUUCGUUAACAAAAUCAGUGAGGAUGGUGAUGAUAGUACAUCAAAUUCUUUUGAAGUUAAAACUUCACAAAAAAUAGAAUUCCAGGAUGGCAUGUUUGCUAUUUUCUUGAUGAAUAUUACAACCAACAAAAGAAUCUGGAAUUCAUUGCACAUGCAUCUAAAUACGAAUGUCAUCAAAGAGGUUCUAUACUCUGAUUCUAUGGUUAAGGAAUGCUGCAAUAUCUGUUCUUUGGAUAGCUAUAUUUCUCGAAAGUUUGAUCCACAUCUUUUGGAUCAUGAGCUGAAUGAAUCCCAGGCGAGGGCAAUUAGGGUAGCCCUUUGUAAAACGGAAUGUUGCCAUAGUUCUUUUGUGGAACAGAUAUGGGGACCUCCUGGAACAGGGAAAACGACAACUGUAAGUGUGUUGUUAUUUAUUCUUUUGAAAAUGAACCGUAGGACACUCACGUGUACUCCAACGAAUGUUGCUAUUGUACAAGUAGCUUCACGUGUGCUAAAUCUGGUAAAGGGGUCAUUCAAGACUACAACUGCAAGAGGUGAUAUUUUUUAUUGUAUUGGGGAUGUACUUUUGCUUGGCAACAAGCAAAGGUUGAAAGUUGGUACAGAGAUUGAAGACAUCUAUCUGGAAAAUCGUGUUAAGAAGCUUACAGAGUGCCUUGGGACUUUGACUGGUUGGAAGCAUUGUAUAAGAUCUAUGAUUGAUUUACUUGACAAUUUUCUUUCUCAAUAUCAUGUUUUUGUGGACAACGAAUUGUUCAAAGAAAAACAACUUGCAGCUGAAAAUACAAAUGAAACUAAAGCUACUAAGUUCGAAGUAAAAUCAUUCAUUGACUUUGUGCGUGAUCGAUUCAGUUCAUGUGUGCAGCUACUCAGGAGAUGCAUCUUAACAUUCUUGACUCACAUUUCAAGAAGUUUCAUGGGCGAACGUAAUUUCCAAAAUAUGGUCUCUCUUUUGGAUGAUUUAAGUUUCUUUGAAUUACUGUUGUUUGAAGAAAAACUGGUUUCUGAAGAGCUUGAGCAGCUUUUCACUUCGGGGAAUAUGUCGUCAAUUAAUUUGUUUAGAGUGAAGUCUCUAUCUGUUCUAAGAACUUUGCAAAUAUCUCUUGAAGGACUUGGUCUUCCAAGUGUUUCUAAAAGAUUUGCGAUAGAGCAGUUCUGUUUUCAAAAUGCUUCCCUUUUAUUCUGCACAACUUCUACUUCCUACAAGUUGCGCCAUGCUGCUAAAAUGAAGCCUUUGGAGGUCUUGGUUAUAGAUGAAGCCGCCCAGUUAAAAGAGGCUGAAUCCAUCAUUCCUCUUCAUCUUCCUGCGAUAAAACAUGCUAUUCUCAUUGGAGAUGAGUGCCAAUUACCUGCAAUGGUUUCAAGCAGUGUAUGUAGUGAAUGUGAAUUUGGAAGAAGCCUAUUUGGCAGACUGAGUUCUUUGGGGCAUUCUAAGCAUUUACUUGAGGAGCAGUACAGGAUGCAUCCUUCCAUUAGUUUUUUCCCAAAUUGGUAUUUCUAUGAAAAUAAGAUUCGAGAUGCAGAAAAUGUGAUGUGUGAAAGUUAUAGAAAGAAAUAUCUUUCAGGACCAAUGUUUGGUUCAUAUUCAUUUAUAAAUGUUGUUGGUGGGAGAGAAGAAAAAGAUGAGGAUGAACGGAGCCUAAGAAAUAUGGUUGAGGUAGCUAUAGUGGUUAAGAUUGUACAAAAUCUCUUUAAAGCAUGGCAUAACUCAAGGAAGAGGCUUUCUAUAGGUGUUGUAUCUCCUUAUGCUGCCCAAGUUGAUUCCAUUCAAGAAAAACUUGGUCACGGAUAUGAGAAACGUGAUGGAUUCUUUGUAACGGUGAACACUAUUGAUGGGUUUCAAGGUGGAGAAGAAGAUAUUAUUAUCCUAUCAACAGUGAGAUCUAAUGGUCAUGGGGGUGUUGGCUUUUUGACUAGUGAUCAGAGGACUAAUGUAGCCUUGACUAGAGCACGACACUGUCUCUGGAUAUUGGGAAAUGAAAGAACCCUCAGUAAUAGUGAUUGUGUAUGGAAAGAAUUAGUCUGUGAUGCAAGGAAUCGUGGUUGUUUGUUUGAUGCUGAUGCUGAUAAAUGCUUGAAGAUGACGAUCAUAUAUGCAAAGAAAGAGCUAGACCAACUUGAUGAUCUAGUUAACGGAAAGAGUGUUCAUUUUAAACAUGAAAAAUGGAAGGUUCUCUUCAGUGACGAUUUCAGAAAAUCGUUUGGAAAACUGACAUUUCACUUGAAGAAAGCAGUUAUAAACCGUUUACUAACACUUUCUGGUGGUUGGCGCCCUAAGAAUAGAAGUGUAGAUGUUUGUCACGAAAGUUCUUCAAAACUUCUGAAAAAAAUUAAGGUUGAAGGUCUGUAUGUUAUUUACUCAGUUGAUAUCAUGAAGGAAGCCAAAUACAUACAAGUUAUAAAGGUCUGGGAUAUAUUACCCUGGGAGGAGAUUUCCGAACUCACAAUACGAAUUGAGAGCAUAUUUUCAGCCUACUACACAGAUGAUUGUAUAAAUCGUUGCACAACAAAAUGUGUGAAAGGGAACCUUGAAGUGCCUAAAGAAUGGCCGGCAUCCAAAGAAUUUAUCAAAUUUCGUUAUUUAAGCAACCAUGAGGGUGACUGUGAAGCGAGUGUGAAUCCUGGUGAUGGUAGAAAUUAUGAACAAAACUCAAAAGUGAAUGAAAGCUUAUUGCUUAUGAAGUUCUACUCAUUGUCACCAGGGGUGGUGAGCCAUUUGCUUUCUGGUAAAGAAUUUGACCUCCCGAUGCAAGUCAGUGAUGAACAAAUGGAUAUAAUUCUAUUUUGCAAAAGUUCCUUCAUAAUUGGGCGAUCAGGACCUGAGAAAACCACCAUUUUGACAAUGAAAUUGUUCCAAAAUGAACAAAAUUUGCGUGUUAUCUCUAAAGGGAUUAAUGAAUCAAAAAGUGGCAAACCGAGUCUUCUCCGCCAGCUUUUUGUGACAGUCAACCCAAAAUUGUGUUAUGCUGUGAAGCAAGAUAUUUCCCACCUUACAAGUAUUUCAAGUCGUGGAAACUCGUUUGAAGAGAUCAAUCUUGAGGACACAUAUUUUACUUCAGAUUUCAAUGAUAUACCAGACACAUUUGUUGAAAUUCCCAUGAAUAAGUAUCCUCUUGUUAUAACAUUCCGAAAGUUUCUAAUAAUGUUGGAUGGCACAUUGGGGAGUUCUUAUUUUGAAAUAUUUCUUGAGGCAAAGGAAGGUUCUCAAAAUAACCAUAUAAGUUCCGGAUCUGUUGCAUUGCAAACUUUCAUAAGAUUAAAGGAGGUUACAUUUGAUAGGUUUUGUUCACUUUACUGGCCUCACUUCAAUUCAAGUCAUAAGAAGAAACUUGAUCCCUUUCGAGUAUUCACCGAAAUAAUAUCUUGUAUAAAAGGGGGCAUGCAAGUAGGGGAAUGCAAUGAUGGUAAUCUGAGCUUUGAGGGUUAUUGUUUAUUGGCUGCAAGUCGUUUUUCCACUUUAACUAAACAUAAAAGAGAGAAUGUUUACUCCCUCUUUCAAGCCUACGAAAGUAUGAAAACCAAACGUGGAGAAUUCGACUUGGGCGAUUUAGUAAAUGACCUUCAUCACCGGCUUAAAAUUGCAAAUUAUAAAGGUGACCAAAUGGAUUUCAUUUACAUCGAUGAAAUUCAAGAUCUUAGCAUGAAGCAAAUAUCUCUUUUUAAAUAUAUUUGCCAAAAUGUUGAUAAGGGUUUUACUUUUGCUGGUGAUACUGCACAAACAAUUGCAAGAGACAUUAAUUUUAGGUUUCAAGAUAUUCGGUCACUCUUCUAUAAGGAAUUUUUAACCUCAAGAACAACUCGAAAACAAAAUAAAGGUUUUGUAUCUGAGAUUUUUCAGUUAAAACAGAAUUUCAGAACUCACGCGAGCGUUCUUAAAUUAGCUCAAAGUGUCAUUGACAUUGUGUACUGGUACUUUGCUCACUCAAUUGAUAUAUUGGAGCCUGAGAUUAGUCUUAUUAACGGAGAAGCUCCUGUUUUGCUUGAGUCCGUAAAUGAUGAAAAUGCUAUUGUGACAAUCUUUGGUGGUAGUGGUAGAGAAGUUGCUUUUGGUGCUGAACAGGUUAUUCUUGUCCGUGAUGAUAUUACGAAAACUGAGGUUUGUGAAUAUAUUGGAAAACAUGCUCUUGUUCUCACUAUAAUGGAGUGUAAAGGUCUUGAGUUUCAGGAUGUGUUACUCUAUAACUUUUUUGAGACAUCCCCUUUCAAAGACCGAUGGAAAGUUAUAUAUGAAUACAUGAAGGAACGAGAUUGGCUGGAUGAGAAGCUUCCUCAAUCAUUCCCCAAUUUCAGUGAGUCAAGACAUAGUGUCUUAUGUUCGGAGUUGAAAUUAUUGUACAUGGCUAUCACUAGGACUAGACAAAGGCUAUGGAUAUGUGAGAAUAAGGAGGAGCUAUCCAAGCCAAUGUUUGACUACUGGAAAAGACGGGGACUUGUUCAGAUAAGAAAGUUGGAUGAUUCAAUGGCACAUGCAAUGAGAGUUGCAAGCAGCCCUCAAGAAUGGAGGGAGCGGGGCAAAAUGCUGUUUUAUGAGAGUAAUUUUGCGAUGGCAACAAUGUGCUUUGAAAGAGCUGGGGACACAACGUGGGAGACUUUAGCCAAAGCUUCUGAUCUAAGAGCAUCUGGUGAUCACAUGCGAGAAAUUUAUCCUGAAGCUUUUCUAGGUUAUGUUAGAGAAGCAGCAGGGAUGUUUGAAUCUAUUGGGAAACUUGAGUCUGCGGCAUCUUGUUAUUGUGAUUUGGGGGAGUAUGAAACAGCUGGAAAAAUCUAUUUGUACAAGUGUGGAAAGAUGGAUGCAGCAGCAGAAUGUUUCACUCUAGCGGGGUGCUAUAGUGAUGCAGCCGAAGCCUAUGCAAAAGGAGAGAAGCUUUCCAAGUGUUUGUCUGUUUGCAAAAAAGGGAAACUAUUUGACAAAGGGUUGCAAUAUAUAGUACAGAAAAAGCAUGUUAAUGUUCAAAGUAAAGAAAUGGAACUGAUUGGACAAGAAUUCUUGGAGAGUUGUGCUCUCUAUUACCACAAGCAUAAAGAUCCUAAUUCCAUGAUGAAAUUCGUCCGAGCCUUUUGUUCUGUAGAAUCUAAACGUGUGUUCUUGAGGUCAUUAGGAUGCCUCGAUCACCUUUUGCUGUUGGAAGAAGAACUAGGUCAUUUUCUAGAUGCUGCUGAGCUGGCUAGGUCAUGGGGCGAUAUUGUAAAAGAGGCUGAUCUUUUAGAGAAGGCUGGACAUUUUAUAGCACCAUCGGUUCUGUUACUUUGGUAUGUGUUCUUUAGCUCUCUAUGGGGAAACGGAAACAAAGGUUGGCCCGCGAAGCAGUUUGCCCGGAAGGAAGAACUUUGCAGAAAAGCCAAGUCGCUUGCAAAAACUCAUUCAGACGCUUUAUAUGAAUUUGUUUGUUGUGAGCUUAAAUUAUUCUCUGAUCAGCACUUUAGCUUGCUCGAGCUCAAAACGGAUUUGCAUGUUUCCCAGAGAAACAAGAGCUUAAGGGGAGAAAUCUUUUUGAUUAGAAAGAUUGUGGAUUCUCAUAUUUGUUUGAAUUCCUCAAAGUAUGACUGGGAGGACGAAUUACCGGUUGAUAUUAAUAAGCAUUGUGAGGACAAGACUUUUCAGAACCGGGUUUCUGUUAGAACUCUGGUUUUUUACUGGAAUGCAUGGAAGGAAAAUGUUCUAGGUAUUUUCUCAUGUCUUGAAAGAUUCCACAAAGAAGAACCAAAUCAAUAUGAGGCGCGUGUUGAUUUUCUUUUUAAUUAUUUUGGGGUGAGGAAGGAGUGUGUAAACGGCAAUAUUGUUUACAUUUUGGUCGAUGAGCUUGCUGAUUGGAUAGAAAACUCCAAUCAAAAGGGUCUUCAGAGGGACGGGAAGCUUUUAACUAUCGAUAUCAAAGAUUUGGUGUUUUCUAUGAGGUCUUAUUGGCAGUCUGAAUUAAUCUCUGUGGGUAUAGAGGUGCUUGAAACUCUUGAACGUCUGCUGCAUAAGUCAAAGUCAAAUGGUUCUGCAUUUCAUCAUAGCACAUCUCUCCUUCACAUUUUUGAGGUUUCCAAGUUUCUUUUGGACUUCCAAUAUGUUAACCCCAAAGAUACGAAGAAGCUGGAAAGAUUCAUACGGAUUUCUUCAACUUAUUUUGAACUUGUAUUUCCAUUAGACUGGCGAAGAUCAGUCUCUAAAGAUUUGAUUUCAUUAAGGGAGACUGAUCUAUCUCUUAACUUGCUUGAGGAGAUUCUCCGCCAAAAUGUUGACAACAAGGGUGACAUCACUAACUGGGCAAUUGGGAGAGUGAUGAUGAUAUGUCUUGGUUCUAGAAAACCCGUAGCACUUUAUGAGCAUAUAAUUACACGAAUUCAACGGAAUCCUCCAUGGAAGUCAUUUUUUAAGAUAUUUAUGGAUGAUAGUUUUGAUGAUGAUUCUGUUGCUCAAGCAUUGCUGGGUGCUUUGGGAGCUAAUUAUACAUCCAAUUGGAGAUCUUCCAGAAGCAUAUCACCUCACAGUUUUGUGUAUCUCUUGGAAAGUCUUCUUGUCAUGACAUCAUUCUCUUCAAGGAUCUUUUUCACUACAAAAUCUUCUUUUGUUGGAUGGUUUACGCACAUUCACUCUACUUCAACGUAUUUGGCACCCAAACAGAUCAUUCCAGGUUAUGCAGUACGCUAUAUUGUUGGAAUGAUUGAACAAAUUCUCUUCAACAACAAUGAUAUUUUAUCAUGGAUUCAAAGAUCACAUAUAGAUUCCUCUUAUUACCAUCCAUUAUUAUCAUUGAAGCUGGUCAUGAUGCUGUCUAUAAUUUGUCUGCAAGUAUCAGAUUACUCUCGAGUAUUACUUGAUUUGCUGGUGGGAGAAAGUAAUAUUGCUUAUUUGCUUCCAAAGAAGUUUGCGUAUUAUCUUUUGAAGAGAAGAAAGGGUCAUAACUUGAACUUGAAUCCAGAUGUGGUUGCAGAAGCGUUUGCGAGCAUAGAAGAUCCUCUCCUGAUUGUGUACUCGGGAAAUGCAAGUCCAGGAAUCCAUGCUCCUUAUGCUAUAUUUGUGGACCCUAGGAGAUCUAAAAAGGAGAUAUUGAAUGUUUUGUUCCAAAGACACACUCCAAUUUAUGUUCAAAAACCAUCAGACAAUGAUGAUUGUGGGAAGAUUCAUGAGACAUCGUCGUCAAACCCGCGACUGGAUGAAAAUCUGAAUGCGAAUCCUGUGAAACUGCAGAUGAAUUGGCAAGUUCUUGAAGAUAUAGCGGAAGCUUUUAAUGGGACACGGGGACUGGGACUUAACACCUCUAUGAUAAAGAAAGAAUUGAAUAAAAUUAAAGGCACGUUCGCUACUGCCCUUGCGGAUAAAAAGUUAUGUGCUGGCAAAGAUGCAACAGUUGUACAUGAAGCAAAUGUUGAUCUGAAGCUGCUAUCUUCUUCUCUGAUCUAUUCCAUUCAGAAAAUUAGAGAGCAUUCGCUUUUCAUGAAGACGGUGCAAGGGUUUGUGGAAAGGCUGCAAAGUAGAAGGCCAAAGAUAGAUGAUUUCUUGAAUCGUUAUGUCAUGAGUCGGGAAUCGGAGAUUGGGCAAAUGGUAGCGUCAAAGAGCAGUAGCACAGCUGAGAUUGGAGAAACGAGUGAGGAGAAUAAUCAUGUCAAAGAAACAGGUGAAGGUAGCAACACUCAGGAUCCAGAAAACAAGAAAGGGAAGAAUAAGAGGAAUAGAAGGAACAAAGAUAAGAAGAGAUUAUGCGAAUCACAUGGUACAUGAAAGAUCAUUCUCGGAAUAUGUAGGCUUGUCGCAAGUUUUUGGCCUAUUGUAUCUAUACUAGAUUUCCUCUACACUUUUACGCUUAGGAAGGAUAUGAUCAAACUAUGUUUGCAUAGAGUAACCGGAAAUAAAUCUUUUAUCGCUAAAGCUUUGAUAUAUGAAAGAUACAUGUUGCUUUAACA